GUCUUGGGAAAUCAACACCACUGAGCAGUGGGUUUUUUUUCCUUGACAAAAUGAGGGAAAACAGGGGAAGAAAAGACUUCACUCACAGCUGUCCUUCUGGGAAUGGAAACUGACAAGACAGAGACAAGAGCGAGAGGUGACCUCACACACACUGCACACCUGAACUUUACUGCAUGCCUGUCUUUCUCUCGCUCUCUCUCUCAUCAGAAAUAACAGGCAUCUUGAGCAAGGAUCGUAAUAAUCAUCAAACUUCUCACAACCAUCCGCCUUUGUGAUCAUGGAGCGAAAGUGUGUUGUAGAUAUGGCCCCAGGGGGGAAUGUAAGUGUGUGACUGCAGAGGAGCGACGGCCUGCCUGCAUCCAGAUGUUUCAUGUUUCCCCUGCGCGCUCUUUGGAAAGGUCUGCUCGUAAGAGGAACAGGGAAGUCUGAGGGACGUACAGUCCGAGGUCCACAUCGGGUUUAAAAGGACGAUUAAAAGCAUGCUUUUUGCGUAAGGUGUUUGGAUUUUGAUCCAGGGGUUUCCAUUUUUGCGUCUGGAGAAUGGAGAGCGGCAAACUGAGGACGCUCAUGCUGUUGGAGAUGCAUUUGCUCUUGGUCUUUGCGCUGUCUGUGCAGGGGCACUCCAGUCCAAAUCACGAGAAUGUGAUUGACCUUCUGGCAGCUCUAAACUUGUCCCACCACAUAAGCGGUGUGGCCAGACUGCAGAGUCCUGGCAGCGGGACAUACAGACUACGUCCCAGAGCACCGUACCUGACUCUUCCUCGUGAAUAUUCCCACAUCUUGUAUUCCAACCUUCAAGGUAGCAUGGGGGUGCAUUUGAUGGGGCAUCAGGCAUCAAACUCCAGUGCCACUCUUUUUUCUCUCUCCUCUGCGUCAUCACCCAUUCUCCAAAUCAUCUCCUCCACCCUCAAUAACACUCUGCGUUUGGACUACCAGGCUGGAGGAGGAGCUCAGGGCCUUGUCAGCUUUCACUUCCCCGGGAGAAACCCCUUCUCCAGGGAGGGGGGGGUAAAGUUGGCUGUGAGCCUGGAGACUGACAGACUGGCUUUUUUUGUUGACUGUCAAGAAGCUGUGGUUCUACUGAUAAAAAGUGAAGAGAGAAUCAACCUGGAACUGCCUCAAGAUGUUGUUGUCACUCUUGCCAGCACACCAGGAAAGAAAGACAGCAAAUUUAGUGGAUAUUUAAAGACAGCUGAGAUUUCAAUGAAAGCAUAUCUAAGGCGACCAUGGCUCUGUGACAAUGUUACAGAUGCUCUGUCUCCGUCUCAGUACACAGACGGCUAUAGCUCAGAUUCUCAGAGUGACAGCAGUCGAAUGUUCCAGCAGGAUGCAUCCCCCAAUAAACCUCAAACAAGUCACAGGCCAAUGGACCAAACCAACCACUAUCCCCAGGACAUCCAGAGUGACCAGCUGCAGAGAGGUGUGGUGCUGGGGCCCCCAGGAUCUCCUCAAGGGGUAAAGUCUGUUUCUCAGGCACAGAAAGACGACAGACUGAAGAAGCUGGAGAAGAGGCUGGAGGAGCUGGCUUGUAUGCUGGACAUGGUCAAAACUCAGAAUGCAGACCUACAGUCACGUGUCCAGUACCUGGAGGGAUGUGAGUGUGUGAGGCAGCGAUGUGUGUGGGAGGGGCAUGAAGUGGAGGAUGGCCUGCGCUGGCAGACUGACCUCAACACUGUGUGUACGUGCAUAUCUGGAAAAGUCACAUGCCAAGCUAACAUCAAAGGGUGUGAGCUGGAUGGUACAGUUCAUAAUGUGUCCUACAGCACUCUAGAUGGCUGCAAGACAUGUACGUGUAAGGGAGGUAACAGGGAAUGCUACCACCUACCCUGCCCUUCAUUGGACUGCACACAGAAGGAGACUUUACCUGGAGACUGCUGCCAGCGAUGCAGAGGCUGUAUCCAUUCUGGUGUCCAAUAUGAUCACAGAGCCAAGUGGAGGUCAGCAGAGAAUCCCUGUGACAUCUGCUACUGUUUGGAGGGUCAUGUCCGCUGUGAGAGGGAGCGGUGUAACACCCCAUGUAAAAACCCUGCUGCUCCUCCACCCAAUACCUGCUGUCCCGUUUGUCAAGGCUGUAGUGUGAAUGGUCAUGACUUCCCUAACGGAGCUGUGAUCCCUACUGGAGACCGUUGUCAAGAGUGUCAUUGUGUGAAUGGAAAUGUGGCUUGUUCACCCCUUCCCUGUCGUGCCUUGUUUUGUCAAAACCCUGUGCAUCGUGCUGGAGACUGUUGCCCACGGUGUGAGCAGUGUGAAUAUGAGUCCAAUGUGUAUGUGGAUGGACAAAAGUUCCCCUCCAGGAGAGACCCCUGCCUCCACUGCCGCUGCUCUGCAGGUGAAGUGUCUUGUGAGCGUAUGGAUUCAUCAUGUCCUCCAUUACGCUGUAGCCAUCCAGCUAAGCGCAAAGAAGAGUGUUGUCCCACAUGUGAUGAAUGUGAGUAUGACAGGAGGGUAUAUGCUGAUGGAAAAGUGUUCAUCCCUGCUGGAAGUGGACCCUGCCUGCAGUGCAGGUGUAAGGGUGGGAAUGUAAUUUGCCGUGAAGAGAAGUGCCCUCCUGUCCAGUGCUCCAACCCUAUUAUAGACCCACAUCUCUGCUGUCCAAUCUGCAAAGCGUGUGUGUUGGAGGGGGUGGAAUAUGAGGAAGGCUCCUACUGGCACCCUGAGGGUCCCUGCUCCAGCUGCACCUGUGUGAAUGGAGAGACCCUGUGUACACACACAGACUGCCCCCCCAUUGAGUGCCUGCAUCCCACCAAGAUCACUGGCUCCUGUUGUGCACUGUGUGAAAGCUGCACCUAUAACCAUCGUAUCUAUAACAACGGCCAGAGGUUUGCAACCCCUGACCAGCCCUGCCACAUCUGCACCUGUCAGCAUGGCAGUGUAGAGUGUGAGAGAAGACCUUGUCCUCCACUCAACUGUUCCAACUCGUACACACCACCUGGAGAGUGCUGCCCUAAAUGUCCAGACUGCUCCUUUGAAAACCGCAUAUUUGUGGAUGGAGAGGCUUUUCUUAACCCUGUGAGAGUGUGUGAGGAGUGCAAGUGUGUGAGCGGCACGAUUGACUGCCACCAAGCACAAUGCCCUCAUCCUCACUGUAACGCGCCUCUACCUGGAACAUGCUGUCAGAACAACUGCAAUGGCUGCAGCUAUGCUGGGAAAGAGUAUCCCAAUGGACAAGAGUUUCCCCAUCCUACUGACACAUGCAGGACGUGCAGCUGCAUAAAUGGGAAUGUCCAGUGUCUGAUGAAGAGGUGUCCACCGCUGCAUUGCUCCAACCCAAAUGUGCUGCCUAGAGACUGCUGCCCCCAGUGUCCUGCUCCUCCAUCGGACUGUGUGUAUGAACAACGACCCUACAGACACACUGAGCGUUUCUACCACCCGACUGACAACUGUCGAUCAUGUGUCUGCACCAAUGGGACAGUUCACUGUCUGCGCAAGCCCUGCCCCUUUGCUGCAUGUUCUCACCCCAUCACACAAGAGUGCUGCUGGACCUGUGAAGGCUGCCUGUAUGAGGGUCGAGAGCGAGCUAAUGGGGAGACGUGGGAUGAUGCAUCUGACCCAUGUGCAGUAUGUGUUUGCCGUGAGGGCUCUGUCCAGUGUGAGAGGAAGCGCUGUCCACCCUCUAACUGUAAGCACCCAGUCCAGAGACAGUGCUGUGUGUCCUGUGAUGGAUGCAUGUUUCAUGGUACAGAAUAUCCUGAUGGCACUGAGUUUGGUGAUGACAAAGACCCCUGUGGCGUAUGUUACUGUUAUGGAGGGGAGGUCAUCUGCACCAAGAUACCCUGUUAUGGAGAUUGCAGCCACCCAUACAAACCACCUGGACAAUGCUGUGGAGAAUGUGAACGCUGUUUCUAUAACAGCGCGGUCCUCACAAAUGGACAGUCGAUCCCUGAUCCAGGAAACCUCUGCUCUGAAUGUACCUGCCAGAGCGGUUCAGUGCGAUGUAUGAAGAAGCCGUGUCCAGCAGCCGUCUGUCCUCACCCGGUCACCAACCCAUGUGGCUGCCCUGUCUGUGACGGUUGUCAAUUCCAAGGUGUGACUUAUGUUGACGGACAGAUCCUACCAGGAGGAGACGGAGGGUGCCAGGACUGCACAUGCUCAAGAGGCAAAGUGGUGUGUGCACAGCGACGAUGCCCUGCUGUGGCAUGCCCACACCCAGCUCUGGAUGGCUGUGCAUGUGGAGUGUGUGAUGGAUGCAACUUUAAUGGACGAGGCUGUUUCAACGGAGAACGAUUCCCACACCCUACAGACCGCUGUCAGCUCUGUUCCUGUCUGAACGGCGGUGUGGUAUGUACGCAUGUGUCUUGUCCAAGUGUUGCCUGUGUGCGUCCAGUGACCCCUCCUGGGGAGUGCUGCCCUGUCUGCACAGGGAUUUGUCAUCAUCAGGGAAAAGAGUAUCAGUCCGGCUCCUCCUUCACUUCGCCCUCUGAUCCCUGCUCGUCAUGCUCCUGUCUGAAUGAGGUGGUGAACUGUCAGAAGAGACCUUGUCCAGUCCAGUGCUCCCAUCCGGUCCCUUCAGUUACCUGCUGCCCCGUCUGUGACUCCUGUCUGUAUGAGGGUGUCGUCCACUCUCACAGUCACACCUUCACACCCUCCUCCAACCCCUGCCAGCGCUGCACUUGUGUCAGAGGCACCGUCACCUGUAUGCCCUUGGUCUGCCCACCAACACCCUGUGUCCGACCAGUUACCAAGCCGGGACAGUGCUGUCCUGAGUGCACAGUGUGUACACUUGAUGGACAGGAGUUCAGUGACAGGCAGACAUGGACCCUGAGUUCAAACCACUGCUCCACCUGCACUUGCCAGGCAGGUGAGGUGCAGUGUGCGUCUCCUGAGUGUCCCAAGCUGCCUUGCAUGCAUCAGGUGACUGAUCCAGGAGCCUGCUGUCCUCACUGUAGAGGUUGUGUGUAUGGAGGAGAGGAGCAUACUGAGGGCAGCAGCUGGUUCGCAGACUCUACUCCCUGUAUGACCUGUAUGUGUGUGGACGGUGUGACCACCUGUUCUGAAGUACGCUGUCUAUCUCCCUGCAUCAACUUCAUCAGCGUGCCUGGGGAGUGCUGCCCUGUGUGUGCGGACUGUGUAUUUGAGGGCAGAGUGUAUGGUCCAGGUGACAGUUUCCAUCCAGCCGAUGACCCCUGUCAGAUCUGCACUUGUGAGGUGAUGCCGGACGGAGAGCAACACCUGAGGUGUUACCGAAAGCAGUGUCCCAGUCUGGUCGACUGUCCUAAGAGCAACAUCUUGUUCUCUGGACCAGACUCUUGCUGCCCUGUCUGUGCACAGCCUCUCAGUAACUGCACCGCUGCACUGAUUGGCAACGAGGUCUUGGCAACAGAUGACCCUUGUUUUACCUGCCAGUGCAAGGACCUGACAUGGACCUGCUUACACCAGAUCUGCCUCCCGCUCACUUGCCCUCUUAAGGAACAGUUCAACCCUCCGGACUCAUGUUGCCCUGUGUGUAAAGAUUGUGUGAUUGAGGGCCAGAACAGACGUGUGGCCAACGGCAGCAGCUGGACAGACAGCGAUGACGACUGCAUCACAUGUACCUGUAAUUUGGGCUAUAUUGAGUGCAGCAUUGAAGAGUGUUUACCUGCAGUUUGUUUGGAUGGCCAGAAACAAGUGAAGAUUCCAGGGAAAUGCUGCUAUGAAUGCCAAGACUCAGGGGUGUCGUGUUUGUACCAGGGAACGGUUUUUCACUCUAACGAACAGUGGGAUGUGGAUGAGUGCACCAGCUGUACGUGUGUGUCUGGAGACGUACACUGUCACAGUGAACGCUGCCCUCCCCUCACCUGUGCAACAGAUGAGAUGCCAGCCAUUGUCCCAGGUUUGUGUUGUCCUCAUUGCCUUCCUCGUCCAGCCACCUGCAUUGCCUUUGGCGACCCUCAUUAUCGCACCUUCGAUGGCCGUAUGCUGCACUUCCAGGGAGCGUGCACGUAUGUCCUGGCACAGGACUGUGAGGGUGGAGACUUCAGUAUUCAUACCACUAACGAUGAUCGUGGGCGUAAAGGAGUGUCCUGGACUAAAGAGGUGACCGUGUUUAUAGGAGACGUCACAGUGCAGCUACUCCAGGACUGGGUUGUGAAGGUGAAUGAUGAGGUUGUGACUUUGCCGUUCCUCAGAGAACCGUACAUCUAUGUUGAACGACAGACUAACACCAUCUUACUCAACACUAACAUCGGGCUGAAGGUACUGUGGAGUGGUCGUUCACAUCUGGAAGUGAGUGUGCCAGGCUCCUAUAAGGGCCACACCUGUGGUCUUUGUGGAAACUUCAACAGCUACUACCAGGAUGACCUCCGAAUGCCCAGCGGACGACUCAGCCUUUCAGAGUCUGACUUUGGCAACAGCUGGAGGGUCACAAAUGGUAGCCAUUCCCUCUCAUCCUGUCGUCCCGGUGAGGAUGUUGACCCCUGUAAAGACGCAGGCUACCAGGCCAAGAAGGGGGCUAACGCUCGCUGUAAGGUCCUGAAGUCUGCUGUAUUUAAGCCCUGCCAUCGCGUCGUGCCUCCUGAACCGUGGUACGCAGCCUGUGUGUAUGACCUCUGUGCCUGCGGGGCCAAUACUGAUGAGUGUCUGUGCGACACACUGGAGGCCUAUGCCAGCCAGUGCAGAGAGGCUGGAGUCAUCCUGCAAUGGAGGAGCCCAUCACUGUGUGCUGUGGGCUGUCCUGUGGAGAGGGGCUUUGUGUUUGACGAGUGCGGACCCCCAUGUCCUGUAACCUGCUUUAACGUUGACGUACCACUGGGAUUGAUAGAGAGCCACUGCUUCAAGCCCUGUGUACCAGGCUGCCAGUGUCCUGCUGGUCUGGUUCUACACAACAACUACUGCAUACAGCCAGAAAAGUGCCCCAAGAUCAUUCAUGGCAACCCCUCUUAACUGCUCAAUUUCAAGAGGACACUUACUUGCACACACAUGCACUGCCACCCCUAAUAAUCUUCAAUCCACUCAAGGACUGCACCUUCUGUUACUGUAUAACGAAGUUUGAAAAGGAAAAAUAUCCCAACAGAUGAACCUCCAUGACCUGUGGAUUUAACAUAUUGACUGAAGUGAAAUACUGCAAUUUAGUGUUUUUAUAAACAUUGUUAGAUGUAGCACUGAAUAUUUAUACUACACAAGGGUUUGUCGUUUUUAUUUCACACGUUCAUUGGUAUUGUUAUGUUUUGUUUUACACAUUUAUGAGAUAUUGUCCACAGCCUUUAGAUUAUUUUAACAGUAUUAUUUACUAUCAAAACAGCAUUUGAUUACUGUACAGGUUUAUUUCAGCACUGUGUGAUGUCUGACUGUAUAUACAGUAAGCCACAUAAACUCAGGUACUCUUUUUUUCAUUCCUCAUCAUACAAAUAAACAAAGGCUUCACUAAUAUUUGUGGUAUUUCAUUUUCUGUUCAAAGAUUAAAUUCAUUAUUCAUGAAGACAUGAGUAUGAUCUUGGUAACACUUUAUUUUACGGGUCUGUAAUUUCUUAUUAAUUUCCUAGGAAGUUUCCUGGAAAGAAAUUAUGUAAUUUCGUACUAAUUAUAGGUAAAAAUAAUGUAGACAAAGUGUUCAAUUGGUACGUUUCUAAUUAAUUUAUUCCAAUUAACUAGUUGUGUAACCUAGAGAGCAUUUUAGUGAGUGCAAAGCAGGCUGAAUAUGCAAAAACGUGAAAUAACUAUACAAAGAAUAAAGUUUCCAAUAGUAAAUGAAUAAGGGCUGAAUAUUCACAUUUAAUGAAGCACUUCUUUCAGGGAAACAACUGCAAGAACAGUCAGAUAAGUUUCUAUUUUAUUUAUAAUUAGUUAUAUGGUUCUUUCCAGGAAACUUCCUAGGAAAUUAGUAGGAAAUCCAGUGGGUGUUAUAAGAUUCAUGAUGACAUAUACUGUAUGAGACACGCAACAUAAUAAACAAUUUACAAGCUGGGA
Messenger RNA from Siniperca chuatsi (mandarin fish), 7881 nucleotides. Its product is annotated as kielin cysteine rich BMP regulator. The coding region runs from base 541 to 6858 and encodes 2105 amino acids. The record is from RefSeq and is a predicted model, not a curated record. Lineage: Eukaryota; Metazoa; Chordata; Actinopteri; Centrarchiformes; Sinipercidae. Gene Ontology annotation, molecular function: protein binding. The transcript is spliced from 46 exons.